UAUGACUCGAGCCCUCUCCAUCCUCUCCUAAAGCCUCUGACUUUGCGCAUGUUCAGGCAAACUGAACAUUUCAUCGACUCCAAGAUGGCGUUAACACCACUGGCUUGCGUUCUGCUUCUCCUUUCCAUGCAGUGUUACAUCAACACCUUUGCAGUCAUCCUUAAGACAAGGAAUCCUAAACCAUGGGUCAAUGAGUUUGAAUCGGUCGAGCUGUCCUGCAUGAUAGAGUCAAUCUCCACUUCUAAUCCCAGAAUAGAAUGGAAGAAGAUUAAGAUGGGAGAGCCCAGUUAUGUAUACUUUGAUAAAGAAAUAGCAGGUGACUUGGAAAAGAGAGCGAGUAUUCGAGAAUCUGCGACCUUGGUCAUUCUCAACGCAACAAGAGCCGACACUGCUGAUUACCGCUGUGAAGUCACUGCCCCAAAUGACCAGAAAUCCUUUGAUGAGAUUUUAAUAUCACUCACUGUAAGAGUGAAACCCGUCGUGCCCAGAUGCUCCGUACCCAAGUCCGUCCCGGUAGGCAAACCAGCAGAGCUGCAUUGCUUGGAGUACGAGGGCUACCCGAAGUCCCAUUACCAGUGGUUCCGCAACAAGGAGGAAAUCCCAGAGGAUCCUAAGAGCAGCCCAAAGUUCUUCAAUUCCACUUACACCUUGAGCAGACAGAUGGGCACUCUGAAAUUCAGUGCGGUCAAGAAGGAGGACGCUGGAGAAUACUACUGCAGAGCCAGGAACGAGGCCGGGUUCUCAGAAUGUGGACCACAGAUGAUGGAAGUUUAUGACAUCAACAUUGCUGGAAUCAUCCUGGGUGUAGUGGUCGUGGUGACCGUCCUUCUGUGUAUAACUAUGGGCAUCUUCUGUGCCUAUAAACGUGGCUACUUCACCAGCCAGAAGCAGACGGGGAAGAAUUACAAAGCUCCAGAAAAAGGAGAUGGAGUGGACUAUGUCAAAACAGAGAAUGAGGGGGAUUUCCGACACAAAUCCUCAUUUGUCAUCUGAGAGGAGGAAGACGGGUGAUGGAAGAAAUGCGGAAUUACGUUGAAAUUUACUGCCGCUAUUAUACCUCGCAGACACAAAUCCCCAAAUGAGGACAUCAACGUCAGAGCUGCCAUUGCACGUGCCUCGCUUCACGGCAUAUCUGCAACAAUACAGUUUGUAUUUGCCAAAGGUGACAAAUAAUCAUGUCUGAUCACUGUUUAAAGACACUGUUUAGAGAUGUUACUUGUUUGAACUUUUACACCCCUUUUUUCAAAAAUGUUGUCUAUUGGAAAAUUUCAGUAGAAAUCAAUAUACAGUAAGAAAACGUUUUCCUCAAAUUCUUCUGUCAUUUUCGAUAACAUUUAUUUUGUACUAGGUAAAUUUGUCAGAAUAUUUUUUGAUGGAAUAUAUUUUCAAAUGCCUACAGAAAAAAAAAAUAGUUUUGCUUUUUUAAAUAUUUGUAAAAUACUAACCUGGAAGCCAGUACUUUUUGGUUUUUAGACUAAUUUGGUUGUGAAUGAAACCAUUUCCACCAAGUUCACAUCCUCUGUUUUACUCAUUCAACAAACAGACAAUGUAUCAGACCACUGGACGUGUGGAUGUUUUAUUUUCCAUUUAGAUUUCAAAAUCUUUCAAUUGUAUAUCCAGCGACACUGGCUUCAAUCAAAGGUCUUAUGUACAGUACUUACUAUACUGCUGGGAUUUUAUGUUAAUAGUGAAAGGACGUUCCAUGUUCAUGUUUGUAGAUUGAUUUAGACAGUGAGUAUCUUCAGAAAAACACCAGCAAAAAAGCUGGAGAAUAUUUUGAAAGACCAGUGCUGUGUAUCCUUGAUUUGAAGUGUCCUUCUAUUCUAGUUGUUUAUCUUGUAUAUAGUGAAUAUACUGACUAGGUUGUUUAUUUUUCUAUUAUAAUUUUCUUUUCUCUCUCUCUACGUCUUUUCUUUUUCUUAUUUGAGAGAGAGACACUCUCUAUGUUACUUUUUAACUUAACAGGGUUUGUUUGUUGGUUAAGUGUAUUGGUUGUAUAUAGAUCCACUGUGAGCUGCAAUGUGCAUAAUAAGUUUAUGGUUUAACCAAAUGUUGAAUGAGGCAAAUAUGACAAUCUUUCCUUGGAAAACUAAUCUUUUCAUGGGAGAGAGGGGAUCUGCCUUAUUAAAUACAUAACAAAAAACA
Messenger RNA from Carassius carassius (crucian carp), 2145 nucleotides. RefSeq names its product junctional adhesion molecule 3B-like. Lineage: Eukaryota; Metazoa; Chordata; Actinopteri; Cypriniformes; Cyprinidae. The record is from RefSeq and is a predicted model, not a curated record. Gene Ontology annotation, molecular function: protein homodimerization activity; protein heterodimerization activity. The transcript is spliced from 10 exons. Gene Ontology annotation, biological process: cell adhesion; angiogenesis. The coding region runs from base 49 to 993 and encodes 314 amino acids.